Rotaria sp. Silwood2 is the source of this 645-nucleotide messenger RNA. The record is from the annotation of a GenBank genome assembly. Lineage: Eukaryota; Metazoa; Rotifera; Eurotatoria; Philodinida; Philodinidae.
AUGUUUAAUCAAAUACGAGCAUAUUAUCAUGUCGGAUCCGAACAAUCUUCAUUACCUGUUACAUCAACUUCUUCAGCAUCUUCUACACCUUAUUUUACAUUUGUACUCUGGUCAUUAGUAGCUAUUAAAGUUUAUCAAUUUUAUUGGUAUCUUGGACGAAUAUUGAUAUUUGUUAUUAUUUAUAAAACUAUUAAAAAAAUACUAAUUGAAACAUAUAUUUAUUUGAUGAAGAAAGAAAGUGUGCAAUACGUAAUUCAACGAAUAAUUGAUUUUUUGCAAGCACGACGUGAUGUAUUAACUCCAUCACCUUUACAUGGUCUUGUUCGUUUUCUUAUUAAAGGUGAUAAAAAAUUUAACUAUGGCUUACAAACAUCUAUUGAUUAUCUAGUCAGUGCAAUUAUGAUUGUUACAUUACUUAUUACAGUUCUUUUUGGUACAAUACUUCUUAUUAUACAGAUUCGUCAUGAAAGUAUACAUAUGGUUAAAUUAACAAGUAAUCUUAUUAAUGAAACAAUUGUACUACAACCAUCAUUUCAACAUAUGUUACCUGAUAAAGAACAUAUGGGUAAAUUAAUGGAUACAGCUGUGAAUAAUUUUUAUUCAGUCGGAAGAACUUGGAUUGCAAAACAGGUUAGAAGGAAAUAA